This is a messenger RNA of Bombina bombina (fire-bellied toad), 859 nucleotides long. It is a transcript of the gene SLC8B1, whose product is annotated as solute carrier family 8 member B1. The transcript has 7 exons. Gene Ontology annotation, cellular component: membrane. Lineage: Eukaryota; Metazoa; Chordata; Amphibia; Anura; Bombinatoridae. The record is from RefSeq and is a predicted model, not a curated record. Bases 329 to 859 code for a protein of 176 amino acids. Gene Ontology annotation, molecular function: calcium:sodium antiporter activity. Gene Ontology annotation, biological process: calcium export from the mitochondrion; intracellular calcium ion homeostasis.
UUUAAAGAGUCCAGGAGGCCUUUGUAGCACUUCUCAAGUGCCAUUCAUUUUCUAGAGUGCCAAUUGGAGAACAAUUACUUUUGAAGUGGGCGGCCAGAGCACGAGUUAUUUGAACUUCAUCGCUACAUUAAAAUAAUAAUUCUCUGCACCAGGGGAGAUAACUACACAUUAACAACUUGACUACAAAACUAGAGAGCAGGAUGCUAAAGAGGAGAAAAAACUAAGAGCCAUGGGCAAGGGAAGGAGUGAAUGAGAGAGAAAAAGAUGAAUGGGAAGAAGACGUGGUUCUAAGAUUUGAUUGGUGUAAAGGAAGCAGUAGAUUACCAGGAUGCUUCUGAACAUAACACAGUGGCUUGUGGCUGCCACAUCUCCAAGCCGAGGCACUGAUGAUUCCAAUCUGUUUGUGGCAACACUAAUCUCAGAGAGAUAUGGGAAGCAAACCAGUAGAGAAGCUCAUUGCUGGGAGGUUGGAAAGUUAAAUGCCUCACUGCGUUGUGACUUUAUCAGAAAUACCUCAGACUGCCACAAUACAGAUGGAUAUGUAAAUUACCUGGAGGGGGCAUUCUGUACCUUCCCUACCUCUCUGUUUCCUCUUGCUGUUUUCCUGUAUGUUCUGUGGCUCAUCUACCUCUUCAUUAUUCUCGCAGUGACUGCAGAGAAAUUCUUUUGUCCUAAUUUGUCAGCAAUCUCCCACAGCUUAAGACUGUCCCACAACGUGGAUGGUGUUACUUUCUUGGCAUUUGGGAAUGGUGCACCUGAUGUGUUCAGUGCAGUGGCAGCAUUCUCUGACUCCAGGACGGCAGGCUUGGCUAUCGGGGCACUGUUUGGUAUGACCCUUUAUAAUAUUAUGCAUAUGUAA